Vigna angularis (adzuki bean) is the source of this 2001-nucleotide messenger RNA. RefSeq names its product cytochrome P450 97B2, chloroplastic. Lineage: Eukaryota; Viridiplantae; Streptophyta; Magnoliopsida; Fabales; Fabaceae. Bases 105 to 1835 code for a protein of 576 amino acids. Gene Ontology annotation, molecular function: heme binding; iron ion binding; oxidoreductase activity, acting on paired donors, with incorporation or reduction of molecular oxygen. The transcript is spliced from 14 exons. Gene Ontology annotation, cellular component: chloroplast. The record is from RefSeq and is a predicted model, not a curated record.
UUGGACAGACACCACUUUUUGUUUAUAUUGGAGAGUGCCACAGAACCAAUUGCCUUCUCCGUUUACGGUUCCAUUCAGACCGUCGCCGGAAACAACGCUCCGCCAUGAGCGCCACCACCCCAGCCCUCUCCACCGUCACCGACGCCAAGUUUCAUUCUCGUUUUAAGCCAUCAUCUCGUUUUCCUCCUUUUCUUCAUUUUCGCACUCUUCACUCCAAACAAUUUUCUUCAGUCAGAUGCCAAUCGAUUAAUACCGAUAAGAAGAAAUCAAGUAGAAAUGUCCUUGACAAUGCAAGUAACCUCCUUACAGAAUUUUUAAGUGGUGGAAGUAUAGGGUCUAUGCCCGUAGCUGAAGGGGCAGUAACAGAUCUGUUUGAUCGACCUCUCUUUUUCUCACUAUAUGAUUGGUUCUUGGAGCAUGGCGGAGUGUAUAAACUUGCCUUUGGACCAAAAGCAUUUGUUGUUGUAUCAGAUCCCAUAGUUGCUAGACAUAUUCUGCGAGAAAAUGCAUUUUCUUAUGACAAGGGAGUACUUGCUGAUAUCCUAGAACCAAUAAUGGGCAAAGGACUCAUACCAGCAGACCUUGAUACUUGGAAGCAAAGGAGAAGAGUCAUUGCUCCGGCUUUCCAUAACUCCUACUUGGAAGCUAUGGUCAAAAUAUUCACAGCUUGUUCAGAAAGAACAAUAUUGAAGGUUAAUAAGCUUCUCGAAGGAGACGGUUAUGGUGGACCUAAGUCAGCUGAAUUGGAUCUUGAGGCAGAGUUUUCUAGUUUGGCUCUUGAUAUUAUUGGUCUUGGUGUGUUCAACUAUGACUUUGGUUCUGUCACCAAAGAAUCUCCUGUUAUUAAGGCAGUCUACGGCACUCUUUUUGAAGCUGAACACAGAUCAACUUUCUACAUUCCAUAUUGGAAAAUUCCAUUGGCAAGGUGGAUAGUCCCAAGGCAAAGAAAGUUUCAUGAUGACCUAAAGAUCAUCAAUACAUGUCUGGACGAACUUAUUAAAAAUGCAAAAGAAAGCCGACAGGAGACAGAUGUUGAGAAAUUACAGCAGAGAGAUUACUUAAAUUUGAAGGAUGCAAGUCUUUUGCGUUUCUUGGUUGAUAUGCGAGGAGCUGAUGUUGAUGAUCGUCAGUUGAGGGAUGAUUUAAUGACAAUGCUUGUGGCUGGUCAUGAAACAACGGCUGCAGUUCUUACGUGGGCAGUUUUCCUCCUAGCUCAAAAUCCUAGCAAAAUGAAAAAGGCUCAAGCAGAGGUAGAUUUGGUGCUGGGUACAGAGAGGCCAACUUAUGAAUCACUUAAAAAACUGCAGUAUAUUAGAUUGAUUAUUGUGGAGGCUCUCCGUUUAUACCCACAACCACCUUUGCUGAUUAGACGAACACUCAAAUCUGACGUUUUACCAGGAGGGUACAAAGGUGAUGAAGAUGGUUAUGCAAUUCCUGCCGGCACCGAUCUCUUCAUUUCUGUAUAUAAUCUCCACAGAUCUCCAUAUUUUUGGGAUCGCCCUCAUGAGUUCGAACCCGAGAGAUUUCUAGUGCAAAACAAGAAUGAAGAAAUUGAAGGAUGGUCCGGUUUUGAUCCAUCUCGAAGUCCUGGAGCCUUGUAUCCGAACGAGAUUAUAUCGGAUUUUGCCUUCUUGCCUUUUGGUGGCGGACCACGAAAAUGUGUCGGAGACCAAUUUGCUUUGAUGGAAUCCACUGUAGCGUUGACUAUGCUGCUCCAGAAUUUUGAUGUGGAACUGAAGGGAACCCCUGAAUCGGUGGAACUAGUUACUGGGGCAACCAUCCAUACCAAAAACGGACUCUGGUGCAAAUUGAAGAAGAGAUCUAAUUUACAUUGACAUAUAGAUGCUGUACAUUUUUCUUAUUCAGAAUAAUGUACCGAAUUUGGGACAGCUGAAACAAUUUCAGCUGUUUUGUGAGGAAAUAAGUUAUUUGAGAAAUAAUUUUUGUUUGAGGAGUAUGCCGGAAAGCAUUUUAAGAAAAGAAAAAGAUUUUACUGCUUGA